This is a messenger RNA of Phaeodactylum tricornutum CCAP 1055/1, 621 nucleotides long. RefSeq lists its product with no specific name. The record is from RefSeq and is a predicted model, not a curated record. The transcript has a single exon. The coding region runs from base 1 to 621 and encodes 206 amino acids. NCBI's taxonomy places the organism in Eukaryota, Bacillariophyta, Bacillariophyceae, Surirellales, Neidiaceae.
AUGCAGAAAAGAACGAAACGGAUGGGUCAGCGUCGAAUUCUCCUUGCGCUGUUAGUGCUCUCGGCUCGGACAAUCUUCACGAGCACGUUUACAUUGGGGGCAAUUGAAACUAAGCAGCGUUGCACAACCUCUUCCACGGAAAUUCAUGCAACAUCCCGCAAAGAAUUUCUCUCCCAAUUUGUUGUCGCUGGAUCCUUGCUGAUUCCCACGGCCGCCUCUGCGGACAUUACCAACAAAGUUGCUUCGUCGGCCGCUUUGCGCAAGGUCAAGAUUUGCCAAAAGAAAUUGGUCGCCAUGGAAGACUACGUACUGCUAUCGGAUUAUGCGGCAAUUAAGGAUUCACUGCGAGCCGCACCGUUUUCGGACGUUCGCAAGGCGGCUUCUACGCUAGUUCGGGGCGGCGAAGACGGACCGGACGCCGAAGGGCUCCAAACCAAGUAUAAGGCCUUUAUCACCUCGAUCGAGAAAAUGGACGGUACCGCUAGUGUGGCUUUAAGGGGAAGAAAGCUGUCGGAUGGAGAGUUCUUGGCCGCGUAUUCCGCGGCCGUAGUAGCCCUCGCCGACUUUGUUGCCCUCGCGGAAGAAGCCAUCAAGGUUCCGCUGAGAGAGGAACCGGUAUAG